AUGUCAACCGCGGUUGCGCCUGCGACGGCGGCACCACUGGCUUCUUCCCAUGUCGAUAGAGCAUCACUAGGUCCCUCAUCUGCAAUGCCGGUUUCUCUAAUGUCCUCCGGUUCACAAGAUGGAGGCCCAGGAAGGUCAAGCCCAAGCCCCGAAGGGAAGAAAACUCCUAACUCAAAUGCCGCACCUAAGAUCAUCGUGAAGAAAGAACCUCCCUCCUCGCCCACAAUGCCCACUCAAACGAGGCCUCGACCCAGAAAGCUAGAUCUCUCUGCUAGCACAUUAUCAGUUCGCGGUCCAGCAGGCCCGAUGACUGCUCGCGACGGUUUGGGACUGCACGAGGUCGGUUUAGCAUGCUUAUCACCCGGCUUUCAGACACACGACCCCGAACGACAAGAACAAUUACAGCGCAGUAUUGCAGUACGCGAGCAGCAGAGAUCUAUAAUUGAAUCGAGACUACAAAAAUCCGCAAAAGGCGAUAGCGGCGAUUCAAACAAACCCUCCGACUCGAAUCCUUUUGGUUCUUUGAAAAUGGCCAAAAAACGCCCCCCUCCUGGCCUCUCUAUCGUCCCUCCUUCAGCUUCUCAAUUUGCAAACGAACGAGUUGUACAAUCUGCUCCUUUAAACAAGACAUUCACUGGUCGCCAUGACCCAAUGCCUAUCACCCGUCACCUCAUCGGCCACACUCCCAACCUUCCUUCGCCUUCUCAUAUCCACCAUGUGCCGGCCCAGCAAACCAACAAUCGUUUACCUCCGAUUUCAGAUGUCUUUGGUUCUGACUUGAAUUCAAAGGAACGAGAACGGGAGCGCAAUGGAUUAUUUGCUGCCUCUGGAGUCAACUCUUCUUCACAGUCCACCACCACCGUAUCUACAAUUCCUCCAUUCUCAUCUUCUCCAGGUCACAGUGGCACCUCUCAACAACGCCCGCGAGAGUACCGAUCCGCCGAGGAAGCAGUCCAAGAGCUUACUGGAGGUCGGGAAGAACUUUUGCCUCGUAUUGUUCACUAUAAUGGUCACCAACAACCGGCCACUCCACCUUCACCCUACGGCAAUGGCAACGUAGGUGCCACAUCCACGCAACAACCUUAUGCACCACCUCCCAGCCUGGGAACUUCUCGUCGUCGCACGAGAGAUGAGUAUGAGCAGGACAACGGUAGUCCUCCACUAGGCGCAGGACCCGACAUGAGAUUUCGCAACGGACCAGGCCCAGCAGUGCCAUCAUAUGGGCCUUUUGGAGCCGGUCGCGACUCACCAGAGACACAGAGAAAAAAGAAGGAAGAAUUCUUGUCUCUCUGCUCACGAGCAUGGGACCUUUUCCACUCAUAA
Molecule: messenger RNA, 1323 nt
Organism: Talaromyces marneffei
Lineage: Eukaryota; Fungi; Ascomycota; Eurotiomycetes; Eurotiales; Trichocomaceae
Exons: 2
Coding region: 1-1323 (440 amino acids)
Source: RefSeq, a predicted model, not a curated record